AUGGACUCGGAACCGGAACAUGCCACGACAGGUAGCGCCGAGCGCCGAGAUGAUGGUUACGUGCCCGAUUGCGCCGAAGACCAAGCACGUCGGGAACGGAAACGGCAGAUUGAUAGACGAGCACAGCAGCAGCAUCGGAAGAGGCAGAAGAUCUAUGUCGAGCAGCUGGAGGAAAAGCUCAGGGUCUUCCAGUCCACGGAUCAGUCCGAUGCUGCCCGACUCGGAGCUCAGAACCUUCGUCUUCGGCAAGAACUCGAGUCGUUACACACUCUCUGCGGAGACAUGGGAAGGAUCAUGCAACGGCAGAACGAUUUGAUCAAGAACUCGAUUCUUUCGUCCCUACCGAUGAUCUCGCUCACCGGCAGACCUGCUGCUUCACCUCACCACGGGACCCCAAGAAGCUUCCCAAGCGACGAGGAAAACGAGGGGGCCGGAGUGACCGCAGCACAGGCCGUCGGCUCAAAUAUCCCGGGUUCGGCCUAUCAGGAUCCACCAGACCUCCCCAGCACCUUGCAAGCGGAGCUAGAGAUUGGCGCAUUGGCGAAGAACGCUUCGAGAGCAGGUGGCAAAGACGAGCGCGAACAUAUGACAACACAUUAUCGGCCUUCGGGGUCUUCGGGGGGGAAUGAAGGAGGGCCCCCGCUUGCGGCCACCAACUCGGAGCUUGGUCAGCCGACAGCAGGCCACUCCUCGUUCGCUUGCGGCAUGGAGGACGGCUGGAAACUGAAAGGGCCCUUGGAAAACCCAACGCAUUUUUUCACGGCACCGAACGACCCCAACGAUUCGCUAGACCUAUUCAACGGCUCGCAGCUGGCGCUUCCUCACGAUGAAUGGGCUUGCGAUGCAGGCGUGGAAGAAGCCGCCGAACCUUCGGCGACGGUUCGCUCCGAGAGGAAUGACUUGUCACACUUCAUCACACCCAAGGAACUUGCUGGUUAUGGCAGACCUUUCUUGGGACAUAGCUCACCCGAACGCCUAGGAGAUCGGCUUCCGUGGGAUGGUGCAGGUCCUUUCUCCAACCCGUGGCGGAUAUGGACGUCGGAUGCGUUGCCGCACCUCCGCUCCUUUCCAGUCCUACUAUCGCCUCCGCUUCAUAAAGACAAGUCGUUAUACGAUAUCAUCGGACGGGCUCGUUCAAAGGCAAUGCCCAUCAAGCAUCCGAGCAUCCGGGAGUUUCUCCUUGAUCAAACCGAGAACACAUUCUCGACUGAUAUCAAGAGUUACCUGGAGCCCAUCAAGCAAACAAGAAGCCCAUCUGAGUUCCUGGCUGCCUACUGGGUCCUCUAUCUUCUGCUACGGUGGUACGUCAAUUUUGACGACGAGUCCUACCGUACUCUUCCCUCUUGGCUCCGUCCCAGCCCCUUGCAGCUCACGGUUGCCCAUCCGGCUGUGGCGGGGCUUAUUGCCUGGUCAGUCGUUCCGCUCUUCCGCCCGGUACAGCUGCUGACCCACUAA
Messenger RNA from Emericellopsis cladophorae, 1455 nucleotides. RefSeq lists its product as uncharacterized. The transcript is spliced from 4 exons. Lineage: Eukaryota; Fungi; Ascomycota; Sordariomycetes; Hypocreales; Bionectriaceae. Bases 1 to 1455 code for a protein of 484 amino acids. The record is from RefSeq and is a predicted model, not a curated record.